Molecule: messenger RNA, 330 nt
Organism: Macrosiphum euphorbiae (potato aphid)
Lineage: Eukaryota; Metazoa; Arthropoda; Insecta; Hemiptera; Aphididae
Source: the annotation of a GenBank genome assembly
AUGGCGAGUCACCAGUUAGCUGACUCUUGCAAAGAAAACAGAGCAGACCUGGUGUUAUUACAGGAACCAGUGAUGUCGCAAGGCAAAGUUGUUGGCUUCGAACAGUACAGACAGGUCCAUUCAGGCAAUAAAGCCGGUGCUGCCAUCAUCAUAUUGAACAAUGAAUUGCAGGUGCUCAGCCUAGAGCAGUAUAAGACUCACUAUACUGUAGCUGUUAGCAUAGGUGCAAGAGACCAGGCAGUCACAGUCGUUUCCUCAUAUUUUAAGUACUCAAUGCCAACCAAUGGCUUUAUCGAGCAACUCCGGCCGAUACUCGAAGUGAAUGGGUAA